This is a messenger RNA of Macrosiphum euphorbiae (potato aphid), 378 nucleotides long. The record is from the annotation of a GenBank genome assembly. NCBI's taxonomy places the organism in Eukaryota, Metazoa, Arthropoda, Insecta, Hemiptera, Aphididae.
AUGGCUGAACUUUUUUUACAAAAUUACAAUAAUCCCAAACUUCAAAUACACAAUUUAUUAAAUACGAAACGAAUGCAAGAAAUAAAAGAAAAUCAAGAAAGACUUAUUCCAAUCAUAGAAAGUAUAAUAUUUUUGGGAAGACAAAACAUCCCCUUUCGAGGGCAUAGAGAUGAUGGCCAACUAGAUUUACCGUCUACCAUUGAAGAUGGAGGAAGUUCAAUAAACGAAGGUAAUUUUAGAGAACUUUUAAAAUUUCGAGUCAAAGCCGGAGAUUCUACGCUUGAAAAUCAUCUGAAAAAUUCUUCUUCGAAGACAACAUACAUUAGUAAAACAAUACAGAACGAACGUUUAGAUCAACAAUGUGUGAAACAUGCUUGA